UCCUUGCAGCUUUCUAGUAGUAUUAUACAUGGAAGUUUACUAAUUCACUACCAGAGAAGUCUUAACCAGUAUGGCCACACCUCAAAUGCUCUCUACCUCAAGAACUCUUAUCCGUCGCUUGCUUUCUUGCCUAGUGCUCAUUAUAUUUCAUGUCCGGGCAAGGGCACAGACCUAUUUAUACUCUACUUGUCCAGACAGGACAUUUUCUGACGACAUUCAGCGUACUAGCCAAUUCCAAACAAAUCUCAAUCGCCUACUCUUUGGCUCUCUGUACAGUAAUGAUAUCAAUUCUAUGUUCUCUAAUGCAACUGUUGGAACUUAUCCGGAUCAAGUAUACAGCCUUUUCCUCUGUAGAGGUGAUGCUUCAAACAAGAUCUGCCAGGACUGCAUUGAUGCAGCAAUUACUAAAAUUUUGAGGACUUGUCGAUAUAGGAAGGAAGCAAUCAUAUGGUAUGAUGAGUGUCUGAUACGAUUCUCCAAUACUUCUUUCUUUUCUACUUUGGACACCAAACCAUAUCGUUGUUUGUCUAACAAUGAAAAUCUCAUAGAGCCCAAAAAUUUCAAUCAAUUACUAGAAGACAUGUUUAGAAAUCUUGAUAUUCAGGCGACUAAUAAUCCUGCUAACCGCAUGUAUGCUCAAGCUAAGGUCACCAUCUCCGGCAUAGGAAACAUGUACGGUACUGUGCAGUGUACACCAGGCUUAUCUCACCUACAGUGUCAGAACUGUAUUUCUAGAGCUUAUGCUAAUUUUGCUAAUACUUCAAUCUGCCGAGAAGGAAAGAAAGGGAAAAGAAUUCUAACUCCAAGCUGUAGCGCAACGUAUGAAAUGUACCUUUUUGAUGUAGAUCCUCCAUUACAAUCACCAAACCUGGGUAAAAGUUCUGACACGGGCACCAGUAGAGCAAGAAAAAGCAAUAUGAAGGCAGUUGCAACUAGCUUGGGUAUGUUAGCAGUUGGAGCUAUCGUUUUUCUAGGAUUUUGUGUAUGUUAUUGCAGCAGAAGGAAAAGAGUAGAAGAAAAUGAAGAGAUCAGCCCAGAAAUUCAGCUGCUUGACCUUGCAGAGGAGAGACUUGGUGAUAACAACUCACCUCGAGAUUAUGAUGGAAGAAUACAAGUGGACCCUAAAAGUUUUCCACUGAUCCGUUUAGAUCUCAUUCGGAGAGCUACACAACAGUUCUCUGGGGAAAACAAGCUUGGAGAAGGGGGAUUUGGCCCAGUGUACAAGGGUAUUCUAGUGGAUGGAACCAGAAUUGCAGUUAAGAGGCUUUCAGAAAACUCUGGUCAAGGACUACAAGAGUUCAAGGCUGAAAUCACCUUGAUUGCCAAACUGCAACACAACAAUCUUGUCAAACUUCUGGGAUGUUGUUGGGAAGCAAAGGAACUGCUUCUUGUCUACGAUUACAUGCCCAACAGUAGCUUAGAUGUGCACCUUUUUGAUUCAACAAGGAGGGCACAGCUAGACUGGAAAAGACGACUCAUUAUCAUUAAUGGGAUUGCUCGGGGAAUAUUAUAUCUACAUGAGGAUUCCCGUCUAAGGAUCAUACACAGGGAUCUCAAAGCUAGCAACAUUUUGCUAGACCAUGAUAUGAACCCGAAAAUAUCGGACUUUGGAAUGGCAAGAAUAUUUGGCAGCAAGCAACUUGAAGCUAAUACAAAUAGAGUUGUUGGAACAUAUGGAUACAUGGCCCCAGAGUAUGCCAUGGAAGGAAUAUUUUCCGUCAAGUCUGAUGUUUUCAGUUUUGGAGUUCUGCUGCUAGAGAUUGUCAGUGGGAAAAAGAAUAGUGGAUUCCAUCUUGCAGGACAUGGUUAUAGCUUGCUUACUUUUGCAUGGAAAUUAUGGUCUGAUGGUCAAGAGUUGGAACUGAUGGACCCGUUAUUAUCAGAAGCUUGCGUAGAAAUGGAAAUUCUAAAUUGCAUUAAAAUUGGCCUGUUAUGUGUCCAGGAAGAUCCUGCAGAUAGACCUACUAUGUCAAGUGUUAUUCAUAUGCUAGGAAGCCACAUGGCACCACAUCCUCAGCCAAAUGAACCUGCAUUUUCCGUUGGACGCGUUGUGCCAUCAUCACCAGUCAACAGCAAUGUCAUAGGAACGUCUGUAACCACUUGUGAUCUCACUAUAUCAGAAUGCUUACCAAGAUGACUAGAGAUAUUUUUAUCAAUCUUUAGAUGUGCAUUCUUUUUCAAUAGAGUCCCUCACAUGCUAAAAGAAACUUUUAGUCUUGCGCUAAUUUGUCUUGUAUACAUACUUAGACAUUGAUCUGACGAUGUUUAAUGCUCUAGCCAAGGAAGUGUGAAUUGAAGGAAGUGCUACUGGGGCGUGAAGUAAAGAUACGCAAU
Molecule: messenger RNA, 2334 nt
Organism: Daucus carota subsp. sativus
Lineage: Eukaryota; Viridiplantae; Streptophyta; Magnoliopsida; Apiales; Apiaceae
Product: cysteine-rich receptor-like protein kinase 10
Exons: 7
Coding region: 71-2137 (688 amino acids)
Biological process (GO): protein phosphorylation
Cellular component (GO): plasma membrane
Molecular function (GO): ATP binding; protein serine/threonine kinase activity
Source: RefSeq, a predicted model, not a curated record